AUGACGCCAUCCGCCCGUUCACUCAACGCCCAGGCCGACGCUGCCGAUCAGACCUCGCUCCUGGCGCCCACGACGAGUAGAGAUGGCCGUUCCAUGUCGGCCGCUGGUAUGGCCAGUUCGCGGGGUGGCCAGGCCUCGUAUGCCUCGUAUGCGACUGCAAACACGGGGCCCGGCAGCUUCAACACGGCUCUGACCAGGCCAUCGACAGCUCAGGACGGCAGGGCCCGCCCCGACUUCGACAUGCACGCCAUCACUAUUGCCGACCACGACGGAACCACGUCCGAGCAGCGACAGGCUGAGCUGCAGGACCAAAUCGAGAAGGAGACCAAAAUCAAGAUUGGCUCAGAGAACCUGUUGGAGGCACUUAAUGCAAAGAAUGCAAAAGAAGUCAAGAAUCAACGGCUGCAAGUCGAGGAACAGCUAAAUAUAUCAAACAGAAAACUGGCCCAGCUCCAGUCUGGCUUGGCUGCAGAGAAGCAGAGAGCCAAGGAGGUCAAAUCCCCACCAGCCGACCCCCAAAGCAGGCUCUCGUAUCUUUUCCGUCGUAACCUAUCGCGCUCACCAUCACGCCAUGUGGCCCAGAAAGAAGAGGACGGAGACGAGGAGACCGAGUCACCAACCUUUGUCCUUGCCGAGAUACUUCAGGCUCUGGAAGUCCAGGGCAUGCAACCGGAAUACUAUGUAGAGAGAGCAAACUCUCUCGUUCUUCUCUUCAAGCGACAUCCUACACUCAAGUACGACCUAGCCUGGUCCGUGUUCGGACUACGAAUGCAGACGAUGCUGCUCAGCGACAGUCGUGAAGUAGUCGCAGCGGCGUAUCGUGUCAUGCGCUACUCCUUUACCGACCGCAAGUCGCUCCGAAUUAUACGGGCCCUUCAUACGGAUCACUUGGUCAUUCUAUCAUUGGUCAAGGAGAGCAAGGCUAGUGUUGAGCGUGAACAAGCACUGAAGUUUGUUCGAGCUUUUCUAGAUGUUAAAGGAGGUGUCGAAGAGAUUGCACGCGCCGUAGUCCGCAUCAUUGUGGCUGUGGCCGAGAAUGCAGAAGACCGUCUCAGAAACAUUGCAACACUGACUCUGGCUGAAAUUCUUGUUCGAAAACCAUCUCUUCUGGUCUCAGCUGGGGGCAUGGGCGCUUUGGCCGAUGCUUUGGGAGAAGGAAGCUACCUCGCCGCAGAGAGUGUUGGUACCUCAUUCCUUUACCUUCUUGACACGCCCAGAAGACGUCGAUUCUUGCGAUCUGGGCGAGAACUCGAAGCGCCAUUUGCAUUGUUUACUGACGCUGGCACGAUUCACGGACAUCUUCAUGAAGAAAAACUUAAAGUCAAUGCCAAGGUCAUUGCGUCUUUGCUCCGAAGUUGGGGCGGGCUACUCACUCUUUCAAUGAACGACUUUCUUCCUCUCCGAUCUCUACUAUGGUCAUUACAAAUACCUACUCCUCACGUUCGGAGUGUUCUUCUAGAAUUACUGUUUGAUCUUCUUAGGAUCAAACCCCCUUCUUGGUCCUCCUCGUUUCUUGCUGGACGUCGACUGACUACAUAUGGACGUGUUACGAAUCUCAAAAAUCAGCAAAUCAAAGACACGACAGCUACCAGUAGCACUGAAGAUGAUACCACCAAGUGGAGCUUGCUGGAUCACUACGUCUCUGUAAUUCUGGCGGCAUUUCUGCACGCCGGCUUGAUGCCAGCUUUGCUACAGGCCGAAGCAGAGCCCCUCACACUGCCGCUGAAGCGCAAAACAACCCUGCUCAUCGGAGAGGUUCUGAAGAUGGCAAAUGAACUCUUGCCACCAUCAUGGAGCGCCCAGCUCCAGGUGCUUCCUCAGCUCUUGCACUCUGCAGCAAAGUUUCAAUCUGAAAGCCGUUUUGUUGCAAUUGGCACCAUUUACCAGGUGGACAGUAUCAACAGAACACUCUACCGGUCGGAUCCAACGUCCUUGUACAACACCAAAAGCAUCUCGACUUCUGAUGAUGCAUCAGCAAAUAGACAGUCUGACCAAGCAGCGAAGCUGCAGGCUGCUAUGCAAGUUGACGAGGGCCAAUUUCGGAACCUGAUGGUCGAAACCCAGGUACUGAACACAGUCACGUUCCAAAAAUGGAGAUGGGACUUGAUUCUAAACAUCAUCGAGGGGCCGUUGUUGAACCCCAAACGGUUGGAUGAAGCCAUCAAGGUUACCAAAUUCAUCCACCGCGUCCUGGGAUUCUAUCGUCCGUUCAAAUAUCGAUUUUCUGAGGUUAAGAACACUAAGCCAAACCAGCGAUAUGUUCGAGCCGGUUGUGCUCUAAUGCAGAGCCUGCUACAAAACCCAGAAGGCGUCAAAUACUUGGCGGAGAGUAAAUUUAUCCGUCAACUCGCAGAAUGCCUAUCGCAUUUUGAUCGGAUGAGCGGCCUGACAUCUGAAUCACCCAUUUUCCAGACGGAUCGCAUGAAUGAAACGCUUACUGGAGGUUACUUUGCGCUGCUCGGGGCUCUGACGAAAGACAUCCGGGGUAUCCAGAUUCUGGAACGAUGGAGAGUUAUCAAUAUGUUCUACCACAUCAUCGAACUCAACGACCGCGACGAUCUGAUCCGGACGCUUCUGAGCAACUUGGACUACACACUGGACGGCCAUCUACGCAUCAUCAUCUCGAAAGCAAUGACGUCGUGUUCUAAAGAGAUACGCAUCUUUGCCACUAGAUUGUUACGCAAGUACGCGACCAAACCCAUGGGAACCAGCAGUUCUGCUUGUGUGGCCGAAUGGGCCAUCAGACUGCUGGUGACGCAGCUUUACGACCCGGACGUAGAAGUGUGCGAGGUUGCGAUCAAGAUCCUCGAGGAGGCUUGCAAUCAGAAGGAGUCGCUGGAGUUUGUGGUCAAGUGCCGUCCAGCGCUGGACCAUUUGGGGGAGAUUGGGGCACCGCUACUACUCCGAUUCCUGUCAACUUCGGUAGGCUACCACUAUCUGGACGGAUUGGAUUACAUCACGAGAGAAAUGGACGACUGGUUUUUGGGGAGAAAUGACACCUAUGUGGCUCUGAUCGAAGCGUCCAUGGCCCGGGCGCUUGCGGACAUACCCGAGAAGCCAUCGGUUCAACAAACAUACGACGAGGCGCCCGAGCCGACAGACUAUGGUCUUGUGCCGCCGCAUUUUUAUCGCGAGCUAACGAGAACUAAGGAAGGGUGCAAGCUCCUCAAACAAAAAGGACACUUUGAUGAAUUCGCCGCGACGAUUCGAGACUUUGCGUCGGAAAACGACGAUCCCGAGAUUAUCCUCAAGGUCAAAGGCUGCCUGUGGGCAGUGGGCAAUGUCGGGUCCAUGGAGCUGGGCGCGCCAUUUCUGGAGAACUCGGACGUGGUCAAGUGGAUUGUGCAGAUUGCCGAGCAGUCGGAGGUCAUGUCGCUCCGAGGGACAGCCUUCUAUGUGCUAGGGUUGAUUUCGAGGAGUCUUCACGGACAGGAGAUUCUGCUGGAACACGGUUGGGAUGGCGUAGUGAAUGAUUCAGGUGAAGCGCUAGGGUUUUGUCUACCCCUGGACUUCAACAGACUCUUCACGAUGGGACCCUGGGUGGCACAGGCAGAGGAGAUGAGCUGGAACCCCAAAGCGGAGAUCAAGGUUGCGGUCACGGAUGAGGACCCGGUCAAUGCGCGCAUUCUCAAACUUGUGACGGACCUGGGCAACACUGUGCUUGCCAAAAAGGCAGCCAGCGACCUGCAAGCUAUCAAGGCUAGAAAGGCACCAGGCUUCAGCAAACCGGCCAUUUUCCACAAGGUGAUGCAAGUACUAGAAGCACAUCAUUUUCGGCUUCCAGCGUGCCGGUUCAUACUAGAUCUGUUUGAUAAGCGGGUCCUGGAGCAGAUUGUGCUGGAAGAGGAAGACGAGCCUGAGGACGAGGCAAGCAGCCAGUCCGAGGAGAGCACGGAAGCGAGUGUAGGGGGCGUGAAUGGCGCGACUAGGGCAUUGUAG
Molecule: messenger RNA, 3939 nt
Organism: Bipolaris oryzae ATCC 44560
Lineage: Eukaryota; Fungi; Ascomycota; Dothideomycetes; Pleosporales; Pleosporaceae
Exons: 3
Coding region: 1-3939 (1312 amino acids)
Biological process (GO): TORC2 signaling
Cellular component (GO): TORC2 complex
Source: RefSeq, a predicted model, not a curated record